AUGUCCUAUAAAGAAGCUCAGUCCAACAUUUAUGCUUUGCCCUAUGAGAAAGGGCCAUCGGGGGUGUCAGGCGGGGUAGAGUUGAGUGGCGUUAGGCUCAAAAUACUAAGUAGAUCUAGACCAGGCACAUUGGUCGUUACAGCGCGCGUCGAAGCCUCAAAAUGUGAUACUUUAGCCGCCAGCUAUGGACUGGGACCACGGCUAGACUUCAUGCGUGAAUUGAAUGGACCCUGUUAUCCCCAGGAUGUCAUCAGUGCUGUGGUGCCAAGACAAGCCUACCUACUUAAUUAG
This is a messenger RNA of Protopolystoma xenopodis, 291 nucleotides long. The record is from the annotation of a GenBank genome assembly. Lineage: Eukaryota; Metazoa; Platyhelminthes; Monogenea; Polystomatidea; Polystomatidae.